Messenger RNA from Colletotrichum orchidophilum, 291 nucleotides. RefSeq lists its product as uncharacterized. The record is from RefSeq and is a predicted model, not a curated record. NCBI's taxonomy places the organism in Eukaryota, Fungi, Ascomycota, Sordariomycetes, Glomerellales, Glomerellaceae. The transcript has a single exon. The coding region runs from base 1 to 291 and encodes 96 amino acids.
AUGAAGGUAUCCGCCAUUAUCAUGAUCACCGCGGCUUCGGCUGCCCUCGCCGCUCCUGUUGCGGAGGCCAAUCCCGAGGCUGCUCCCGCCCCUCAAGCCACCUCAGGCUACACCAACUACGGAAAGUAUGACUACAGCCAGUAUGGAAGCUACGGCAGCUAUCCGGCCCCACCGGUGUCGAGCCCGAGCCCGAGCCCGAGCCCGAGCCCGGUUCCUCAGACGUACAGUGCUUACGGCACUUACACCGGCUACAAGCGCGCUACCGACUGGGUCAAGAGCUGGUUCGAGUAA